Messenger RNA from Linum trigynum, 3564 nucleotides. The record is from the annotation of a GenBank genome assembly. Lineage: Eukaryota; Viridiplantae; Streptophyta; Magnoliopsida; Malpighiales; Linaceae.
AAUUUACUCCCUUAACAUAAUUUGCUCACCUUCGUCAUCAUAUCUUCUUCUCCCUCUCUUUUCCUUUAUUCUUUUUCCCCCGUAGAAACUCUCUUCCUUUCAGUCCCUCGCGGUAAGUGGGUUUUCGAUCCUUCGAACUUCUGUUCUUCAUCCCAGAUCGAGAAGUCAGCCGCGCGCCAUGGGAAACUGCUUAGCUCCAAACAAGAAAUGGUUCCAAGAAGGCAGGGGAUAUUUCGAUGAACAACGGCGGAAUCGACGUCGGGACGAAAGUGAAGAUAGUUUUGACAAAGAAGGAGGUUGACUGGCUCAUGUACGAGCUGAAAGUGAAAUACAAUAGCGGCGGCGGCUCCACGAAGAAGCUUGAAAAUGCUCUGGCUGAGAUCGAGGGAAACAUAUGGGCGAUUGUGAGCCUUCUCUCCUGGACGGAGUGGAUGAUUUUGGAUUGGAUAUGAGGAUAGGAUAGUGAGGAUGAUUCUCGAAUUAGGGUUACAGAGAGGGAAACAUAUUUUGGAUGGUUUGUAAUUUAUUGGGUGAGGUUGAGUUUGGUUGCGUUGGGUAUAAUUGGUUUGGUUUAUUGAUUUGUUAUUAUUAUUAUUAUUAUUAUUAUUAUUAUUAUUAUUAUUAUUUAAUAAUGUGGAAUGCUAAUUGGAAUAAAUUAACAGACUUUUGGAUGGAGUUGGACGGAAUUACAUUUUUGUUAUUAGUGCAAACAUAUGUUACUGAAACGUGCAAAAUUAAAGGUUUGUGACCGUUUUGUACAAAGUGAAUAGUUUUGUCACCAUUUAUGAUAAUUACCCGGCGAGUAGCCAUUUACACGCUGCCGUAUCAACUGAACUUCUUAACUACCAAGAAAACGGUGUCGUUUGGAGGGUAGAAGAGUAAAUCGACAACGAAGAAGGAAAAAAAAUUAGGUUUUUAUUUUACCGGUACGGCGGACCUCUCUUUCCCGGCCCGUCGCUUCUCCACCAUUCUCCAGUCCUGUCCAGUGGUGGUGCAAGCACCGGCUGGUUGCCGCCGUCCCCUUGCUCUCUCGCUGCCUCAUCGGCGGCCGUGGCUGGGGGGAACUAACUGCUAGUGGCCUCUUCGGCGCCAGAUUUCGCAUCUGAGUUGACGUCGAUGCCUCUCCCUCUCCUUCCAGCAUUCUCGACGGUUCAGGAAGGUAAGCUGGAACUGAAGUAGGCAAUGGAAAGUAUUUUGCUUUUUAUCUUGUUGUGCUGUGAAAUUCAAUGGGUCAACGUUUCGGACCAUGAAUUGCAAUUGCCUGAUAUAUAUAACUCAAGCUGUUUCGCCUGGAUUAGAUGUAUUCUGCCGCGGCUGCUGGUUGGAUAAGCGGUUUAUGUUAAUUAGUCGUUGUUGCCGUGGGAACAACAGUUGGUAGUUUUUGGUUCCUUCUUGCUGCUACCGUGUUCAAUGCUCUCCUUGAUCUGCAUGUUACCGUUUGUUAUUUGGAUUCUAACCUUGCUUCUUUGCUGACUUGUCUGUGGGCAGAGUUAAAUGGAGGCAGGAUUGACAGAGCGUAGUGACGAGAAGGGUGAAGAAGAGUAUGUACUACUUGACCUUGAUGCGGUCAUGGAGCACGUUAGCAUUCGGCCAGAUACGCCAUAUGUUCUUACUGUAAUGCUUCACUCAUGUCCUUUGCAAUUUGCAUAACCUUUUACUUAUGUUUGCAUUUCAUUUGAAUGUUGAUUUGUUAGUAAUCAAUCUUUGGCGUGGAUGUAAAGUUUGGUUUGGCAUUCAUAGUAUAUGUUCACAAGUAAUCGUGAGAAAUAUGGGAUCAUCGAUAGACAACGAAUUGGAUGCAUGGAUAGGAUUAUGUUGCAGCUUUCAAAGAUCAGUAGGUUGGUUGUUUGUGAUCACCUGCAUCUUAUGUGUUUUUUGCUGUUUGAUUUUAGUGUAUCCCAUCAUUUCUCUCCCUCGUCUCGCCUGCGUGUUAAGAAUACAUGGUCUUUUAGAUUCAUCCAAAGCUUUGUACUUGAUUUAUAUGCUUCUUCCCUGGUUUGCUACAUUCAUGUCAUAAGUUAGACACUUUUAGGAUGUUGUCUACCAAAAUCUUCAGUAAGUCGUUCUUUUUUGUUUGAAUCAAUGAUAGGGUCUGGACACGUUGAACCCAAUGCUGAUUAUAGAUGGCAAAGUGAAGCUGGUGAGUUGCUACUUGUAAGGGGUUCACUGUGCUUUGUGAAAGUUUGUAUUAUAUUACUGUUGUUGAAAAAUCCUUUUUUUUUUUUUGUCAUGCUUGUUACAGAUUGGAGAAUAUGAAGAGACAAUAGGAACUUGCUUGGUUUUCUCAGAAAACGGUGAGCGUGCUUACCACCUUGUUUCUCUGGCCGUUUUGCGAACUCGGCCUAGAUUUGUUCCGCCGUUGCAUAGUAGCUAUCACUUCGCUUUUCUAGGGAAAAAUAGCCAUAAACUACUGAUCUGCACACAGUAGUUGGUAAAGAGAAAUAUGAAGCUGACUGAAAAGUGACUUCUUUUUAGAUCCAGCCAACAGGGUUGUGUAAAAGUUUAUAGCUAUGGGGACAAACUUUUCUCCAUUCACAGUGUGAGAAACCAACGUUAACAGAAGAACAAGGCAGUUAUGUGAAAACAGUCCGAACAUUGGAUGCUCAAUAGACAUCAAGAAAUCGAAGAUGUGCAUGUUGGAAGCGACAUGGACCCUUUAUUUACCUAAUGAUUCUAUGCUGAGAUGUGAAGUUAUUCUAGUUAUCCUCGGGCUUAUUCCGUAUAUGUUUACUUUUUGAUGCUUUCAUAUGUUCUGAUUGAUGCCUGGCGAAAACUGAACUUGAUAAGUUUGGCCAAAUUCUUGCAGAGGCCCCUGUCCUGCAUAAAGAGACUGGACCAUCGGAUGCGAAUCUCUUCUCAGGGAGAUGCAUAGUGGAUCCAAAUCAAGUACCGUCCAAGGAAGUGAAACCGGUUGCUCGUCUUCAAAAGGUCCUCAAGUUUAGGUUGUUGCUAGAUGGUGUAGAUGAUGCUCAACAAGAUCACCCAUCAACUGAUUGAUGCCUGGCGAAAACUGAACUUGAUAAGUUUGGCCAAAUUCUUGCAGAGGCCCCUGUCCUGCAUAAAGAGACUGGACCAUCGGAUGCGAAUCUCUUCUCAGGGAGAUGCAUAGUGGAUCCAAAUCAAGUACCGUCCAAGGAAGUGAAACCGGUUGCUCGUCUUCAAAAGGUCCUCAAGUUUAGGUUGUUGCUAGAUGGUGUAGAUGAUGCUCAACAAGAUCACCCAUCAACUGAAGGAAAUGCUUCGAACCAAUCAACAGCUGCUCAAAACUGAAGGCGAGCAGUUGAUAUGAUUACAGCAGCAAAACCUACUUACGGGUAAUCAUGUGGAGAACAACCUGUUAACUUUGAGCUUUUAUGUGAAUAGAACUGGGUUGAUGGUUUAUUUUAUGUUCUAAAGGUCUCGCCUUCACCGUCACUUUCCUCUCAAGUAACCGUUAUAUAAUCGUUACUUGAGAGAUAGGCCAACUUGCAUACAUGAAGCUGGAAUUAAACACAACAAACGCAUACAACACAUUGAAACGAAACACACAAAGCAAACAAAGUGAAAGAAACAUAAGCAAAAUUU